Messenger RNA from Lasiosphaeria miniovina, 2561 nucleotides. Its product is annotated as ankyrin repeat-containing domain protein. NCBI's taxonomy places the organism in Eukaryota, Fungi, Ascomycota, Sordariomycetes, Sordariales, Lasiosphaeriaceae. Gene Ontology annotation, molecular function: protein binding. Bases 165 to 2417 code for a protein of 750 amino acids. The transcript is spliced from 2 exons. The record is from RefSeq and is a predicted model, not a curated record.
CGCUAAAGUCAGUCGAAGGUGACGCAGAAAUCCAGCAGACGUUGGAAAAAACAACCGAGACUCUAACCCAGUUCCGAAAGGCUGUGACAGAAGCCCCAGAUACCUGGGAGAGGCUCGAUGGCUUCGUCACUGUUGUUAACCCGAGAUCGACUACCCGGAAAUCCAUGCAAGAGCCAACGCUACUUCGAUUAGCGGUCAACUUUGUAGGCGGAGACAGCAGCUUCAAAGGCCAGGCGAGAGUGUUGCAAUGCGUAAAGGCCGCCCUCAAAACUGAAGGAACCGAUGUUAUCGACCUGCCUGGGCCCGUGGGUGAAACUGCACUCAUUGCGGCUUGCCGGUGCGGCCAGCUCCUUGCUGUCAAAUACCUGCUGAGCUGUGGUGCCGACGCAAGACUAGCGGACGACGAUGGCAUCACGGCUCUGCACUGGCUCAGCUUCUUUGACGACGAAGACAUGGCGAUGCUUGCAGAGCGGCUGGUAUCAAACGGCGCUAAUAUUGACGCGCGGACGACGGGGUUUCUUGAUCUUCCAGAACACGCUAUUAACCUGCAGGCUGGCUGCACUCCUCUCCACUACGCUGUCGCCAUGAGAAGCUCCCAGGCGGUCAAGACGCUGCUGCAACUUAGCGCCGACCCGUUCCAAGAGGCAACUCUCGCGUUUGCGUAUCAGACGUACUCGCUCACGCCACUACACUUCGCCACAAGCCUCUACUUCCACGAGAUUGUGAACGUGUUGCUGAAGGUCCCAGGCACUUCCGACAGGGUCCGCUUCACGUGCCGACAGAUACCCGCCCCCAUGAAUGUCUCGAUCAUCAACCUGGCUAAUGUCUGCCUCGUAAUGCCGUCCGACAUGGCACCAUUCAGUCGGAUUCUCACCCAUGGAGUCUCCUAUGAAGAGGCGCUGGACAAAACGCUGUCCGAAAUUCUCGAGGUUUUCCCGGACAAAGACGUGCUUGAACUGGCCCAUAUGAAGCUCAAUCACGUAUGCAUCCCCGCCGAAGAUCCGUACGUCUGGAGAGCGUGGAAGCGACACGGCCUUGGGCCUAGGAAGCUAUCCAUACAAGAACUGUGCCAGAUAGGCCUACCAUCGCACGAAACCACGCUUCACCAAGGGCCGAAUUGGGAGGUAGAGCUUUGGCUGCGGGCGACCUUGGGGAGUUGCAAGAUACAAAAGUGCAGCACCGCGACUUCGCAUGCAGCUCUGGCUGGGUUUGCUGACAGAGAUCAAGAAAUCGACCUGGGUUACGUGAUUCAGAUUCUCGAGACAUGCGUGUCGUCUGAUUUCGACGGCCUACUCUCCGUCGUCUUGCCGCGACUGAAUUCGUCAAGCAUGUCUCCGGUCCUGGAAUUCUUAGCCCCCUUCCUGUUCUUCAUUGCGGCGGAACAAGAUGCGGUGGAUUGCUUGGAGGUGCUCUGGAAAGUCUUGAUUGAGGACGCAGGAAAUGACGAUCUAAAAAAUAUGUGUAUAGAAUUCCAGAAAGACUCCAUGUCGGCACUACACUCGGCAGCGCAAGAGAAUGCAACGCGCGCAAUCAAGUUCCUGCUCGAGCACGGUUGGGACAUUGAUCGAGAUCUGGGCAAGACCGGUACGGCACUCAACGUGGCAGCGUCGUCGUUCGCCAUGCGAGACGCUGCCAUCCUCCUCCUGGAACGGGGUGCCAGUCUUUUUUGCUGCCGCGAGCAGGGCGAGGGCUUCAGUGUCAUGCACCGUGCCGUUCAGUGCCCAGACGUGCAUCUCAAGGGCGACCAGCAGUUCUCGCUCAUCCGCAUACUUGUCGAGUCGUGCCCCGACAUAUUCCUCCCCGUGAUGGACAAGCUGGUUCGGGCGCGCGACGAGAAACUGAAACAGACAGCGCUGCACCUCGCCAUCUUCCACAGCGACAUGCCCAGUUUCCUCACACUGCUGGAAUUUGGGCAGUGCGAUUUGGCCGUCCAAAAUGCCAUGGGUUUCACUCCGCUCAUGAUGGCCGAGUAUAAAAUUCACUUCCGGGAAGGGCAGUCUGAUGGGCUCGAGGCGGGGCUACUGCGACGGGGCUGGGAUCGGUCCGAAGUCGAGAAGCAGAACCUCCGGGACCAGGCGUGGAUGGUGGAGCGGUGGAGGCAGAUGGUCGAGUUGCUGGUCGAGGCUAGCUCGCCCACCCCCGAGAAACUCGCCAUUGCGAACGAAUACGAGUUCUUGAUCAAGCAUGCUGUGCUGCAGUUCGUUAUGGCGACGAGAAAGCCAGGCUGUGACGAGCAUGACGAGCUUGGCAAAGCUUUCAAGCACUUCGCCUUCAUGCAGGGCCCAAGCGCGAAAACAGGGCUGGACCCUGCUGUUGGACUCAACAAAGAAGACAAGACUAUUGUACUAUUUCCAGACGGGUAUGCAGUAGGCCGCUCUGUUCCGUCGGUCGCGAUACAGUACGGCAGCAGAAGGUAGGCCGGCACGGUUGGAAGCUGCUGAAGUACGUAGGGAUAAUUUAGUGGAAUUGGCUGAAAACCUUAACUGGGGUCGCUUCUAACACAGCAAGCUAGAACAGGUGACCAGGAAAAGAAGAUGCUGGAUGCUCCUUCCCUCCAGAGC